Messenger RNA from Eimeria acervulina, 1248 nucleotides. Its product is annotated as NLI interacting factor-like phosphatase domain-containing protein, putative. The transcript has 3 exons. The record is from RefSeq and is a predicted model, not a curated record. NCBI's taxonomy places the organism in Eukaryota, Apicomplexa, Conoidasida, Eucoccidiorida, Eimeriidae. Bases 1 to 1248 code for a protein of 415 amino acids. Gene Ontology annotation, molecular function: RNA polymerase II CTD heptapeptide repeat phosphatase activity.
AUGCUCGUGCGAGCGUUGCUGACAUUCCAAUUGCCUGUUUGUGGGUGCGUUUGUUGCAGCAUUGUAGCGCGCGAGUCGUCGGGCCGAGGCGAGCAGACAGAAAACAAAACCGUGAGGUGUUUGUAUGGGGACCUGGACCGUCGUUGCGUGGUGGCGUUUGAUGAUCGUCAGAACAUCUGGACUGAUUUGCCGGUGUCGCACGUGGUCAAGGCGCAGCACUACGAUUUCUUUGAUUCAUCGCGGCCUGAGUUAUUAGCCCACUACCCCCAUUUGCCGUUAGAGGAGACGUUAGCUGCAAUAGCAGAAAACCCGAGACAACGGGCCGCAGCCUUAGAACGCCCUUCACCGGUGCCUGCCGCUAUGAAACACUUGUCUAGACCUUAUGACUGGGAUAGGCACAUGCAGCAUAUGAUUAAUAUCUUUUUAAAGGUUCACCAGGAGUUCUUCAAAGAUCCUUGGAAUGCAAACGUGGGAACAAUCAUAAGCGGGUUUCAGUCGCAAGCGCUGGCCGGUGUAGGCCUGUUCCUUACUGGGUACAGGAAGUCUUUUGCACCGGGCAGUCCUGUAGCUGACUGUGAAGAAAGGCAAGCAGAACUCGCUCAACGUCUCGGCGCUACAGUGUAUAGACGUUUCGACGAGCCUGGCGUGACCCACGUCAUGGCAGGGAAAAGCAACACAAAUAACAUGCUUGCACUCAAGGAACGGUCUUUUCAGCAUUUGAAGAAGGUGCACACACUCUGGUUGUUCGCCUGCGAGUCGAUAUGGGCCAAGGCCCCCGAAUCCUGCUUUGAUGCUGAUGCACUCUGCGCUUUAUACGACAACCAGCCACCAUGUGCACCCUUCAAGGACCACUGGAUGCAUUUGGCAGAGUUCACCCCGCCGGCCGCAGUAACCCCUGCGCAGCCUUUGCCUCAACAAGAUAGGCUGCCAGUGAGGGAGUUUCUAGGCACUGGCCCGUACAGUGAUGGGGCUAGUCUGAUCUCGCCAUUCGAAGAAACCAUAUUUCUCUGGAGGCCAGAGAAACAGCCCAUUCGGCAACUCUACUCAAAGGCCACCACCACCACCGGCACGCAGCACAUGCCUUCCACACUUUCAGCAGGCACAUCAUCGCAUCAGCAGCAGUUACUGCCCGCGCGGCCAGAGAGCCAAAAAAGUGGUCAGGGACGUGAGGAUAUGGUGGCGUCGCGGAGCGACAGGCAGGAGGCAGAAGUAGUGCCCUUCUGCAACUUCCAGGUCUAUGCCGUGUAA